Sinocyclocheilus anshuiensis is the source of this 1281-nucleotide messenger RNA. Its product is annotated as tumor protein p73-like. Gene Ontology annotation, molecular function: RNA polymerase II cis-regulatory region sequence-specific DNA binding; DNA-binding transcription factor activity, RNA polymerase II-specific. Gene Ontology annotation, biological process: regulation of transcription by RNA polymerase II; apoptotic process. Lineage: Eukaryota; Metazoa; Chordata; Actinopteri; Cypriniformes; Cyprinidae. The coding region runs from base 163 to 1281 and encodes 372 amino acids. The transcript is spliced from 10 exons. Gene Ontology annotation, cellular component: nucleus. The record is from RefSeq and is a predicted model, not a curated record.
CCUCCCGUCCUCCACCAGUUCCCCUCCGCAUCAAGUGCCCUCACACUCCGCCAGCCUAUUACCCUACACCUGCAUAAUCAGCCUCAGCUGCCUCUCGCGUCUGGCCCGUUACUGACAGAUUCGAGUGUAAUCUGCCCUGUGGUGGACUGUCCAACAUCCAAGAUGUCCCAGUCGUCCACCGCUGAUGAGGGUACAACCUUUGAACACUUGUGGAGUACCCUUGAGCCAGACAGCACAUAUUUUGAGCUUCCUCAGGCGGGACACUCAGGGGACAGGGUGCCUUCCAGCAGCCUGCCCAGCAACCAUGCUGAAGUCUGCAUGGACGUCUACCAUAUGAGAGACAUGAGAGACAUCAACGACAAUGUCAUAUCUCAGUACAGCCUACUGAGCAGCAGUAUGGAACAAGGUUUGGGGAACAGAGCAGCGUCUACCAGUCCCUACAGCUCAGAGACCACCUCCAACGUGCCAACGCCGUCACCCUACUCCCAGCCAAACUCGACCUUCGAGGCCAUGUCUCCAGCCCCGGCCAUCCCCUCCAACACUGACUACCCCGGGCCGCACAACUUCGAGGUCACCUUCCAGCAGUCGAGCACGGCCAAGUCAGCCACCUGGACGUACUCUCCACUGCUUAAGAAGCUGUAUUGUCAGAUCGCCAAGACCUGUCCGAUUCAGAUCAAACUGGCUUCCUCGCCCCCAAACGGCGGUGUGAUUCGAGCCAUGCCCAUCUACAAGAAGGCCGAACAUGUCACAGAGGUGGUCAAACGUUGUCCUAACCAUGAACUCGGACGGGACUUCAAUGAAAGUCAGACAGCUCCUGCCAGUCACUUGAUUCGGGUGGAGGGCAGUAAUCUGUGUCAGUAUGUGGAUGAUCCUGUGACGGGCCGACAGAGUGCUCUCGUUCCUUAUGAGGCUCCACAGGUGGGCACCGAGUUCACAACGAUUCUGUAUAAUUUCAUGUGCAACAGCAGUUGUGUCGGUGGAAUGAACCGCAGGCCCAUCCUCAUCAUCAUCACGCUGGAGACACGAGAUGGACAGGUUCUCGGCAGGCGUUCGUUUGAAGGCCGGAUUUGUGCCUGUCCCGGUCGAGACCGCAAAGCAGACGAGGAUCAUUUCAGGGAGCAACAGGCACUAAAUGAGAGCGUGGCCAAAAAUGGAAAUGCCAAUAAACGAAAUUUCAAGCAGACUCCAGCCAAUAUUACAGGCCCUUGCAUCAACAUCAAGAAGAGGCGACAUGGAGAAGAGGAGAUGUAUUAUAUUCCAGUGAGAGGCUGGGAAGUGUAG